Contarinia nasturtii (swede midge) is the source of this 765-nucleotide messenger RNA. It is a transcript of the gene DCTN5-p25, whose product is annotated as dynactin subunit 5. The transcript has 4 exons. The record is from RefSeq and is a predicted model, not a curated record. NCBI's taxonomy places the organism in Eukaryota, Metazoa, Arthropoda, Insecta, Diptera, Cecidomyiidae. The coding region runs from base 93 to 662 and encodes 189 amino acids.
UCGAUUGUCAACACAGCCUUAAUGUAAAUGAUUCGUGUUUACAUGAAUUUUCACUUCAAUUUUUCUUUGCAUUGCAUUUUUAAACUUUGAAAAUGGAAAUUGUGCCUAUGACUUACGAUAAGGAAGAAUACAUUGAAACGGCAUCUGGGAACAAAGUAAGCCGAAAGACGGUUCUAUGUGGUUCACAAAAUAUCGUUUUGAAUGGCAAAGUGAUUGUUCAAACUGGUGCCAUCAUUCGUGGUGAUUUGUCAAAUGUACGAACCGGCCGCUAUUGCGUGAUCAGCCAGAAGGCGGUGAUUCGGCCAGCCUACAAGCAAUUCUCGACUGGCAUUGCUUUUUUCCCUUUGGUGAUCGGUGAACAUGUAUACAUUGGUGAAGGUGCUGUUGUUUCAGCUGCCUCAAUCGGUUCAUACGUUUAUAUUGGGAAGAAUGCUAUUAUUGGCCGACGCUGUACAAUCCGAGACUGUUGUAUAAUUGAAGAUGGAGCGGUCGUACCUCCGGAAACAACUGUGGCUAGUUUCAUGAAAUUCACUGCCCAAGGAACGAUUGAAGGUGAUCAGGGCAAUCCAAACUUUGUUCCACCAGCAAUGCAAGAUCUGAUGAUUGACUUCACGAAAUCAUACUACGAACAUUUUCGGCCAAUGUUGCCGAAGCCAGCGUAAAAUACAACUCUCCCAAACAAAUGAAAUAUUUAUAUCGAUACAAAGAUACUUUAUUUAAAUAUAAUUCCAAAUUAUGAUAGUCUCAUAGUUUUUUUCCCCAUGA